CCUCUUUCAAAACAUUCCAUUUUCCCCCUUUGUUCUUCCAUCUACUAUAGCUCAUAAAGUAAUCUAAAUUUUUUUUAUAUAUAUAAAUUUUUCAUUACGUACCACACUAUGCCUUCAAGAAUCUCAGAUUCUUUUAGACCUCAUCACUCUCAAAAACACUUUGACUUGAAUUUAAUUAAAGAGUUACCAGAAUCCCAUGCAUGGACAUCAUCAAAUGAUCAUUAUACUCAAGAAAAUUCAUGUAAUUUCGAGUCUAUUCCAGUGAUCGACCUCGAUAACAACAAUAACAAUAAUAAUAAUAAUAUUCUUGAUCAUAUAGGUCAUGCAUGCAAGAAAUGGGGUGCAUUUCAAAUUAUAAACCAUAGUAUAUCAGAGAAAUUACUACAAGAUAUUGAAGUGGCUGGAAAAACCCUAUUUUCACUUCCUAUGCAACAAAAAUUAAAGGCUGCUCGCUCUCCUGAUGGUGUCACUGGCUAUGGCGUAGCUCGAAUUUCGUCUUUUUUCUCAAAGCUCAUGUGGUCUGAAGGGUUCACCAUUGUUGGUUCCCCAAUUGAACAUGCUCGACAACUUUGGCCUAAAGAUUACAACAAAUUCUGUGAAGUAAUAGAAGAAUAUGAAAAGGAAAUGGAAAAGCUAGCAGGAAGAUUAAUGUGGCUUAUACUUGGGUCAUUAGGAAUAACAAAAGAUGAUGUAAAAUGGGCCGUAGGCCCAAAAGGUGAAACCAAAGAAGGAUGUGCUGCCUUACAACUAAAUUCAUACCCGGCAUGUCCGGAUCCGGGUCGGGCCAUGGGUCUUGCAGCACAUACGGAUUCUACCAUAUUAACAAUCCUUCACCAAAACAACACAAGUGGUUUACAAGUUUACCAAGAAGGAAAUGGGUGGGUCACUGUCCCUCCAAUACCCGGGGCAUUAGUAGUUAAUGUAGGUGACUUAUUACACAUACUCUCAAACGGGUCAUACCCGAGUGUUUUACAUCGGGCGAUUGUAAACCGGACACGAUAUCGACUUUCUAUAGCUUAUUUAUAUGGUCCACCGUCGGGGGUGAGAGUCUCACCCCUGUCGAAAUUGGUGGACCAUAGGCACCCACCCUUGUAUAGGGCAGUGACAUGGAGUGAGUAUUUAGGUACUAAGGCCAAAUAUUUUGAUAAGGCACUUUCAUCUGUACGGCUUUUUGUCCCUUUGAGUGGAUUUUCUGAUGCCAAAGAUCAUAAUGGGGUACAAGUUGGAUAAAUUUACUAGUGACACUUACAUUUGAAUUUUAUUUUUAAAAAAAAUAUGUUUCUUUUUCUCUCUUGGUGUCCCUUUUUACUCCAUAUUGGAGGAAUAUUGUUAAUAUUUUUGAGAGAGAGGAGAAUAUAGAUUUUCUUUUCAUCAA
Molecule: messenger RNA, 1375 nt
Organism: Solanum pennellii
Lineage: Eukaryota; Viridiplantae; Streptophyta; Magnoliopsida; Solanales; Solanaceae
Product: gibberellin 3-beta-dioxygenase 1-like
Exons: 2
Coding region: 109-1230 (373 amino acids)
Biological process (GO): gibberellin biosynthetic process; response to light stimulus
Molecular function (GO): gibberellin 3-beta-dioxygenase activity
Source: RefSeq, a predicted model, not a curated record